Molecule: messenger RNA, 795 nt
Organism: Paramuricea clavata
Lineage: Eukaryota; Metazoa; Cnidaria; Anthozoa; Malacalcyonacea; Plexauridae
Source: the annotation of a GenBank genome assembly
AUGGUUAAACAACUGGGAAUACCAACAUGGUUUAUGACACUUUCAUGUGCAGACUUAAGAUGGCCAGAGCUAUUUCAGAUAAUUGCAAAAUCGAAAGGAAACAACAUGACAGAUGAAGAAGUGGACGCUCUGUCGUAUCAUGAGCGAUGCUCAAUGUUAAAUUUAAAUCCAGUUAUUGUAGCUAAACAUUUCCAGUAUCGAGUCGAAACAUUUUUCAGGGAUGUUUUGCUUACAAAUGCAAACCCAGUCGGUAAGAUAGUAUAUUAUGCACUCCGUAUUGAAUUUCAAAUGAGAGGUUCACCACAUUUGCAUGCCUUAAUAUGGACAUCUGAUUGCCCAGACUUAACGAAUGAUACAAAAGAUGCAUACAUAGAUUACAUUGACCAACAUGUUCAAGCAUACCUUCCAGACAAAGAAACAGAUCCUCAACUUUAUGACUUGGUGAAAACAUACCAGACACAUAAUCACAGUAAAACCUGUAGAAAGUACAAGAAUGUUACAUGUAGAUUUAACUUUGGACAGUUUUUUACUGACAGAACAAUUGUUGCUGAACCUUUGGCUGAAGAUAUGAAUGAAGAGAUUAAAUCCAACAUUCUAACUAGACGAAAGGAAAUUUUGUCUAAAGUUAAACAAAAAAUUGACGAUGUGCUAAACCCAAGCAAACCUACCUAUGAUCCACAUGCAACUCCAACUGACAUCCUAAAUGAUAUAAAUAUUACAGAGCAAGACUAUCAAUGGGAUAUAUAUCAUUAUCUCCUGACUCUGACUAUGAAUUGCACCUCAAAAGACCAAUAG